AAAAAAAAAAAAACAUCACGAGUGAUCUAUUAAGUCUCCAAGCAUACGAUUUGAAGAACGCAGCGAUGAGCAGUGAAUCUAGCGGCGAAGAGCGCGGAGAGAUAUUCGUUCACGGGCCUUCAUCUUUCAAUGACUUGCCGGAGGAUUGCAUCUCACACAUAAUCUCUUUUACUAGUCCACGUGACGCGUGUGUCGCCGCUUCGGUUUCAAAAACUUUUGCAUCGGCGGUUCAUUCCGAUAGUGUUUGGGAGAAGUUUCUUCCCCCGGAGUAUUUAUCUCUAGUUCCUCAAUCGCAAGUUUCCUUGUCAAAGAAGGAACUCUACUUCACUCUCUGCCACGAUCCUCUUCUAAUCGAAGAUGGCAAAAAGAGCUUUUGGUUGGAGAAAACUAGUGGCAAAAGGUGUAUCAUGUUAUCCCCGAAUGAGAUGUGGAUCACAUGGGUUAGUAGUCCUCAGUAUUUUUGGCGAUGGAUUUCAAUUCCUGAAGCUAGGUUUGAAGGAGUACCAGAGCUCCUCAAUGUAUGUUGGUUUGAGGUCCGUGGCAGGAUAAGUACUCGUUACUUAUCUCCUAUGACACGUUACUCGGUUUACAUUGUUUUCAAGACAAAGAAUGGAUGUCCUGGAUUGGGGGAUGUGCCGGUAGAAGUUGAAGUUGGAUUGAUGGGACAAGAAUCUUCUCAAAGAUUGAUAUACUUUGUUGGGCCUUCGGAUCAAAGGACAGAAAGAGAAAUGAGAGAUGUAAUGAAACCAGAGAAGAGGGAAGAUGGGUGGAUGGAAGUUGAGCUUGGUGAAUUCUUCAACGAAACAAGUUGUGAUGAAAUUUCUGCAACUGUUCUUGAGAAUAAGUCUCCUCGUUGGAAACGUGGUUUGAUCAUUCAAGGAUUCGAAUUUCGCCCUGCCAAAAGCCCGUAAAGUACUAUCUGCUUUUGAUGAUUCCGGUUUAUGUUUAUUUGCUUUAAUUGAAUUUUUUUUGUUGUGCAUGUUUUAACAGUAACUCGAUCUUUUAAGGUUUUUGGAUUGUAAUGUUUCUAACGCUCAUCAUUCUCACAUGAACAAAUUUCAGUAAAUAACUUGUGUUUUGUUUUCUUA
This is a messenger RNA of Camelina sativa (false flax), 1088 nucleotides long. Its product is annotated as putative F-box protein PP2-B2. The record is from RefSeq and is a predicted model, not a curated record. Gene Ontology annotation, molecular function: protein binding. NCBI's taxonomy places the organism in Eukaryota, Viridiplantae, Streptophyta, Magnoliopsida, Brassicales, Brassicaceae.